Phaedon cochleariae (mustard beetle) is the source of this 636-nucleotide messenger RNA. The record is from the annotation of a GenBank genome assembly. NCBI's taxonomy places the organism in Eukaryota, Metazoa, Arthropoda, Insecta, Coleoptera, Chrysomelidae.
AUGUCUACUCAGAAAAUAUCCUCAGCAGAUAUUCUCAGUGAAUUUUUCGAAGUACUGGUUCACAAUAUAAUUUACCAGAAGAAAAUAUACCCAGACACAAUUUUCACAGCCAAGAAAAAGUAUGGUAUCCUUGUAUAUCAGUCCAUUCAUCCUGAUGUAAAUGAAUACAUAAAUCAGUGCAUGAAAGCUGUUAAUUUUCAUGCAAGGAAGAAACAGUUGAAGAGGCUAUUCCUUUGUUUUCAUUCUGAUCAAGCUAUCUUUGAAAAAUAUGUGUUUGAAGUGCUUCACUUGAGUGAUUUUGUGGAAGAAGGGUGAGUUCCUGAAGAAAAUAAAACAAUUCUGAAUGAUGACACAUUAUUGGUUGAUCUUGAACAAUCUAUGAGAAGUAUCAUCUUGAAAUUUCAUUCUGCUCAAGUUUACCUAGAAAAUCUACCAGAUGAUGCAACAUUCAGUAUAAGGCUUCAAACAACACUAUAUUCUAGUGUGGAGUUUAAUCAAGAGCCCAGGUUUGAGGAUUUUCCAUGGAUUGAACUAAGAGAAAAAGACAAUACAGUUAGUUCUGCAGAUAUUGUUCCAUUAUAUACAGUAGAAACCAUUUUCCUUUCACUGCAAAUGUUUGUGGAGAAAGAAAGUUAG